Messenger RNA from Colletotrichum truncatum, 594 nucleotides. RefSeq lists its product as uncharacterized. The record is from RefSeq and is a predicted model, not a curated record. NCBI's taxonomy places the organism in Eukaryota, Fungi, Ascomycota, Sordariomycetes, Glomerellales, Glomerellaceae.
AUGAAUUUUCAGUAUUCCGCGAUAAAAAAUGUCAAAACUCGUGACCAUGAAAAGAGCUUUUUUUCAUGUCAGGACGGUCGCUGGAAGACUGUCACCUGGGCGGUUCUUCUCGGACUUGCCCUGAUGGCCUCUUUGACAGCCAUACUGAACAUAUUCAAGUACCCGACGUAUGACUACGACACCAAAGAUCAACGUACGAAGCGCUGCGGCACGACAGCCACGGAAGCUAAAGCUCGAGGCUGCCACUUCGAUCCAGUCAGCUUCGCUUGGCUACCGGAGGAGUGCCUGGAUCUCGACUUAGCUGAAGAGUUUCGAGCACUUAAUUGGACACUAUAUGCGGAUAUUCAUGGCACGAAGAUCAAGUCCGAAGAGGAAUUUUCCAGCGACACGACAGACACAUUCCUCACAAACGAGAAUCACGUUCUACAUUGCGUCUACUCAUGGAAGCGACUUCACCGAUCAAUACAAGCCAGAAAGCCGCUACAUUCGGGCUUGAGCUAUGACCACACAAAGCAUUGUGGUGGAGUGCUUACAUCUCAAAGGCCUCCAAAGCAAAUAGUCACAAAAGCAUUGGUUAUCUAUCCUGCCUGUUAA